This is a messenger RNA of Centropristis striata (black sea bass), 5191 nucleotides long. RefSeq names its product diacylglycerol kinase delta-like. Bases 1 to 3693 code for a protein of 1230 amino acids. The transcript is spliced from 31 exons. The record is from RefSeq and is a predicted model, not a curated record. Gene Ontology annotation, biological process: intracellular signal transduction; lipid phosphorylation; diacylglycerol metabolic process. Lineage: Eukaryota; Metazoa; Chordata; Actinopteri; Perciformes; Serranidae. Gene Ontology annotation, molecular function: protein homodimerization activity; protein heterodimerization activity; ATP-dependent diacylglycerol kinase activity.
AUGGCGGAGGCAGGGGGACCGGAGUCUGCCGCGGCCCGGUGCCCGGAUGAGUCGUCGGACAGCGAGCCAGAGCAGGAGCCCGGAACCCCGCAGAAACUGAUCCGGAAAGUGUCCACAUCCGGACAGAUCCGCAGCAAGACCGUGCUGAAGGAGGGGACUCUGAUGAAACAGACGAACUCGUUCCAGCGCUGGAAGAGACGAUACUUCAAACUGAGAGGGAGAACGCUGUACUACGCUCAGACCUGCAAGUCGAUCAUCUUUGACGAGGUCGACCUGACGGACGCCAGCGUGGCCGAGAGCAGCACCAAGAACGUCAACAACAGCUUCACUGUGAUCACGCCCUGCAGACGUCUCAUCCUGUGUGCUGACAACAGGAAGGAGAUGGAGGAGUGGAUGGCGGCGCUGCGCUGUGUCCAGAACAGACAGAACUAUGAGUCCACCCAGUACAGCAUGGAUCACUUCAGUGGGAUGCACAACUGGUACGCUUGCUCUCACGCCAGACCGACUUACUGCAACGUCUGCAGGGAGGCUCUGUCAGGGGUCACCUCGCACGGCCUCAGCUGUGAAGUGUGUAAGUUUAAGGCUCAUAAGCGCUGUGCGGUCCGAGCCACCAACAACUGCAAGUGGACGACUCUGGCUUCUAUUGGGAAGGACAUCAUCGAGGACGAGGACGGGGUGUCGAUGCCUCAUCAGUGGUUAGAGGGGAACCUGCCGGUCUCAGCUAAAUGUAACGUCUGUGACAAAACAUGUGGGAGCGUCCUCCGUCUGCAGGACUGGAGGUGUCUCUGGUGUAAAGCCAUGGUGCACUCAGGCUGUAAGGAACAACUGUCCUCUAAAUGUCCGCUGGGUCAGUGUAAAGUGUCCGUCAUCCCUCCGACUGCACUCAACAGCAUCGACUCUGACGGUUUCUGGAAGGCGUCCUGUCCCCCCUCCUGCACCAGCCCUCUGCUGGUGUUCGUCAACUCCAAGAGUGGAGACAAUCAGGGUGUCAAGUUUCUGAGGCGCUUCAAACAGCUGCUGAACCCGGCACAGGUGUUCGACCUGAUGAACGGGGGACCACACCUUGGUCUGCGUUUGUUCCAGAAGUUUGAUACGUUCAGGAUCCUGGUGUGCGGAGGAGACGGCAGCGUCGGCUGGGUCCUGUCUGACAUUGACGCUCUCACCCUGCACAAACAGUGUCAGCUGGGAGUUCUUCCUCUUGGGACAGGAAACGAUCUGGCCCGGGUGCUGGGUUGGGGCUCAGCCUGUGAUGAUGACACGCAGCUGCCUCAGAUCCUGGAGAAGCUGGAGAGAGCCAGCACCAAGAUGUUAGACAGGUGGAGCAUCAUGGUUUAUGAGACCAAGUUUCCACGGCAACACUCUGCCUCCACCGUCACCGAGGACUGCAGUGACGACUCUGAGGUGCAGCAGAUUCUGACCUAUGAAGACUCCGUGGCUGCUCACUUGUCCAAGAUCCUGACCUCAGACCAGCACUCAGUGGUCAUCUCCUCCGCCAGGGUUCUCUGUGAGACGGUGAAGGACUUCGUGGCUCGUGUUGGGAAGGCGUACGAGAAGAACACGGAGAGUUCGGAGGAGUCGGAGGCCAUGGCCAAGAAGUGUGGUGUGUUGAAGGAGAAGCUGGACUCUCUGCUGAAGACUCUGAACGAGGAGUCGCAGGCCUCCACCGUGCCCCUGCCAGCUCCUCCCCCCACCAUCACUGAGGAGCAGGAGGAGGUGGAGGGAGUUGUUCUGCUGCCUCCUCUUCAUCACCCCCCCCCUCCCCCUCAUCCUCCCCCACCCCCUCACCCCCAUCCCUGCUCCCCACGGACCAACGCCUCCAACGCCACCAUCUUCAAACCUCGAGAGCAGCUGAUGCUGAGAGCCAACAGUCUGAAGAAGGCCAUCAGACAGAUCAUCGAGCACACAGAGAAAGCGGUGGACGAGCAGAACGCUCAGACGCAGCAGCAGCUGUUUUCUCUGAGUCGGGCCGAGGAGGACGAAGGUCUGGUGGAGGAGGAAGAGGAGGAGGAGGAGCUGGAGGAGGACAAGAUGUCUCUGCAGUCGUCCUACAGCGCCAAGCAGCGCAGCUCACGCAGAAUCAGUAAGACGCCCUGUGAGAAGCUCAUUAGUAAGGGCAGCCUUUCACUGGGCAGCUCCGGAUCACUUCCUGUCCAGACAGGAAGUCGUGAGAACAUGCCGAUGCUCAACACAAAGAUUCUGUAUCCAGGUCUCAGAGGGAUCUCAGGUUCUCUCUCCAGCAGCUCAGUGAUCAGCCGCCUGCUGGUCAACGCCGACCCCUUCAGCUGUGACCCUGACAACAUGGACUGCUACACUGAGAAGUGUGUGAUGAAUAACUACUUUGGAAUCGGUCUGGAUGCUAAAAUCUCUCUGGACUUCAACAACAAAAGAGACGAACAUCCAGAGAAGUGCAGGAGUCGGACGAAGAACAUGAUGUGGUACGGCGUGCUGGGCACCAAAGAGCUGCUGCACAGAACCUACAAGAACUUGGAACAGAAGGUUCUCCUGGAGUGUGAUGGGCGUCCCAUCCCUCUGCCCAGUCUGCAAGGCAUCGCUGUGUUGAACAUCCCGAGCUACGCAGGAGGAACAAAUUUCUGGGGAGGAACCAAAGAAGACGACACGUUUACAGCUCCGUCCUUUGAUGAUAAGAUCCUCGAGGUAGUGGCCGUGUUUGGCAGCAUGCAGAUGGCCGUGUCCAGAGUCAUCAACCUGCAGCACCACCGCAUCGCACAGUGUCGGACAGUGAAGAUCACCAUCCUGGGUGAUGAAGGCGUCCCGGUGCAGGUGGACGGGGAGGCGUGGGUCCAGCCUCCAGGUUACAUCAAGAUCAUCCACAAGAACCGAACCCAGACCCUGACCAGGGACAGAGCGUUUGAGAGCACCCUGAAGUCAUGGGAGGACAAACAGAGGUGUGAGUUCCUCCGGACCCCCCCUCCUCAGCCCCCGCAGCCCCCCCUGUCCUCCCAGCCAGAGAUCGUCUCUGAAGACGAGGCGUCCCUCGUCAGCGAGUUCGGUCAGGCAGCCGGAGCUCUUAUCCAUAGUAUUCGUGAGGUGGCUCAGUCUCACCACAGUCUGGAACAGGAACUGGCUCAUGCUGUCAACGCAAGCUCCAAGGCCAUGGACGUGGUCUACGCCGACUCCAAGAGCUCCGGGGCUCUGAGCUGCAGUGUGGUCCUUCAGAUGGUCAGUAACGUCAAGGCUUUACUCAGUGAGACUGAACUGCUGCUGGCUGGAAAGAUGUCCAUGCAGCUGGAUCCUCCUCAGCAGGAGCAGCUGAAUGCGGCUCUGGGCUCGGUGGCUCAGCAGCUCCGGCGGCUGGCAGAGGUUCCCUGGUUGUGUCCCGUCAUCGACCCGUCGGACCAGGAGGGUCCUCUGACAGAUUUCUCAAAACGAAGUCGGAGUGCAAAGUUUCGUCUUGUCCCGAAGUUCAAAAAAGACAAAAACAACAAGAACAAGGAGACCUGCACCACGCUGUCUCUGCCAGUCCACCAGUGGGGGACUGAGGAGGUGGGGGCGUGGCUGGACUUUCUGUGUCUCACUGAGUAUAAGGACAUCUUUAUUGGACAUGAUGUCCGCGGAGCUGAGCUUAUCCACCUGGAGAGGAGGGACCUGAAGGACCUGGGGGUGACUAAGGUGGGCCACAUGAAGCGGAUCCUUCAGGGCAUCAGGGAGCUGAACCGGAGCAGCGAGGCCUGACAGCUGCAGAGACGGCCGUCUGCUCUCCCCCUACCUCUGCUGCCAUCAACCUCUGACCUCUGACCCUGAACCAACCAGUCUGUGACAUCACAUCUGAUCAGUGAUUGAACGCUCGUGACAAAUCAGAUGAUCCACCAGUGCCUUGUCAUCUCACAGUGACCAAUCACCAUACAGGAGGUCGGGGGGCAGAGCCAAUCACAAACUUUAUUUACAGUAAUCCUCGUGAACGACUUUAUUAUCAGGACAGAAGACGUUUACAGACCGAUCCUGGACCCAUCCUGGACCGGGUCUCCAGCAGAGUCUCGGCUCGGUUCUGAAUCAAGUAGAGCCAGAUCCGCCUCUGGUUCUGGACACGUUGGACCAGGACUCAGCAGAACCCUUUAAACCUUUUAUAACCAUUCAUGUCCUCAGUCUGCCAACAGGGACACUGUGAGGGGGGACACCUGACUGAGGGGGGACACCUGACUGAGGGGGACACCUGACUGAGGGAGUAGGACGCCUGACUGAGGAGGGACGCCUGACUGAGGGAGUAGGACACCUGACUGAGGAAGGAGGACACCUGACUGAGGGAGGACACCUGACUGAGGGGGGACGCCUGACAGAGGGAGUAGGACGCCUGACCUAGGGGGGGACACCUGACUGAGGGAGUAGGACACCUGACUGAGGAGGGACGCCUGACUGAGGGAGUAGGACACCUGACUGAGGAAGGAGGACACCUGACUAAGGGAGGACACCUGACUGAGGGGGGACGCCUGACUGAGGGAGUAGGACACCUGACUGAGGAAGGAGGACACCUGACUGAGGGAGGACACCUGACUGAGGGGGGACGCCUGACUGAGGGAGUAGGACGCCUGACUGAGGGGGGGACACCUGAUUGAGGUAGGGGGACCUGUAGAACCUGAUAAUGUAAUAAAUUCCAGAUAAUGUAAUAACCCCGAUAAUGUAAUAAAAAUCUGCACUUGAGUCCAUUGAAAAUGUAAUAAAACCUGAUAAUGUAAUAACUUCCCAUUAAUGUUAUACUUUAUUACAAUAUUGGUAAAAAGUGUAUUCCAUUAUUGGGAAAUGCACUUUAUUACAUUAUCAGGAAGUUAUUACAUUAUCAGGUUUUUAUUACAUUUUCAAUGGACUCAAGUGCAGAUUUUUAUUACAUUAUCGGGAAUUUAUUACAUUAUCAGGUUCUACAGGACCACCUGACUGAGGGGGACACCUGACUGAGGGAGGCGGACACUAAAACAUAUUUAUUUCUUGUAUAAACUGCAGUUUAUAUUUCGAGUUGUCUUUCAAACGUGAUGAGGGGACACUGAGAGAAGCUGAGAGAAGCUGAGAGACGCUGAGAGACACUGAGAGACGCUGCGACGGUCCUGAAGCAAUCAGGUGUUCUGAGGAGACGUGUCCUGUCCGUCUGUCCCACUCUGAGACAGGUUGGACGCCUGUAAGGGACCAAAUGCUCUGAAGCCUUAAACUGAAGAAUCAUUUCAAUAAACUAUUUCAUAUCACA